Colius striatus (speckled mousebird) is the source of this 2855-nucleotide messenger RNA. RefSeq names its product secreted Ly-6/uPAR-related protein 1-like. Gene Ontology annotation, molecular function: acetylcholine receptor inhibitor activity. The record is from RefSeq and is a predicted model, not a curated record. The transcript has 3 exons. Bases 265 to 648 code for a protein of 127 amino acids. NCBI's taxonomy places the organism in Eukaryota, Metazoa, Chordata, Aves, Coliiformes, Coliidae.
CAUGGGACCAGCCCCAGGACAUGAACCUUAAGAGGAGACGAUGGUGAUGAUGUACAUCAGGAUUCUGCUCAUUGCAGUGACAUCAUCUUCUUGGGAAACUUGUUCCUCUACAAAUCCCAAUCCACACUGGAGCUGAGCUCUCCCUUGAUCACCUCAAGGGAAUCCACCCACAGGAUCAACAGGAGGUGGAGGGUAGGAAAACAUAUAAAGCUCCCUGGAAGCAGCUGUUCUUCACUGCCCUGACUGCAAGGAUCUGCUCUCAGCAUGAAGACACUUCUGCUUGGGUUGCUGCUCAGCCUGGCAUACCUGGAGAUGGCCCAGUCCUUACGAUGCUACACGUGUGAUAAGCCCACAGACAUUGAUAAGUGCAAAACAGCCACCCUGUGCCCCCCGAAAUCUACCGUGUGCACAACAACACUGCACUCUGUAGACUCAGGUUACCCCUUUUUUGGCAACAUCACAGUGACCAGAAGCUGUGAGCAGGAGUGCAUUGCCUACAAUGGCAUAGGGGCAGCCAAACCCAAGUCCUGCUGCUACACCGACCUCUGCACCGACGACACCCGGAGCAGCAACGGGGUGGGCAGCAGCUCUGCACCCCUGGGGCUGCUGGCCAUGGCUCUUGGCACACUCCUCCAGUGCUCUCUGUAAAGUGCCCAUGAUGCAGCCAAAACACAGCACCUCCUCUCUCUGACAAGCUGCCUUGUGAACUCUCAGAUGCCUUCGGAAUCGCCUUCUUUGCUUCACCCAUCUUCAAUGCUGUGAAGUCAAGUGGAUUCAAGCCAAGAGUUUGGGCACCUGGACAUAAAACCCCUCAGCUAUCCAGUUUCCAGCUGCUAAGCAGAUGUUCCUCACCUUCAGCAUCCACAUUUGCCCCUACAGCUUUCACCUGUGGGGAGCAGGAGGGGAUGAUGUGCUGCAGGUCUGCACAGAAGGAAGGAGCAGGCAGUGCCAUCGAGGCUGGUGCUCUGGCACCAUCCUCAGCAAGGGAUGUACAAUGGACAAGGACAAUGCUUCUUUUCUCCCCAGGUCUCCUCAAGAUCCCACACAACAUGUGCCUGUCUGCCUCUAUUAAAUUCACAUGUACAGCCCCCUAACAAAGUCCUGCAACCUUUCAAUCAGGUGCUUGGCUUUUCCUUUUCCCACUUUUGGUGCCGUCACCUGAGUCAGAGCAGCAGAUGGACACUGGUCCCAGCUCAUACACCCACAGCAGAGUGUGCCUUGCAGCUGCAGAGAGCUGCCAUUGAAGUCUAUCUAGAACAAGCUAUGGGAUGAGUUCAGAAGGGUUCAGCCUUCAUAUGUUGAGGUAGGAUGUAUUCCUGGAAAGCUCAAGAGAAAUUACCAUCCCAGACCCUCAGCUCUGGGAAAAGUCACUGGCUUCACUCACCCUGUUAACAGUGUUACUGGGGAUCUGCUCCAUCCUCCCUUGGAGCAGCUGUAGAUUCAUUUGGAUGCCCUGUGUGCUGUAAAAAAAGAAAAACAUGGAGUGGAAGCGGCUAUAAAUCAUAGAGUCAUAGAAGUGUUUGGGUUGGAAAAGAGCUUUAAGCUCCUGGAGUGCAAACCCUCACCUCACAGUGCCACAGCCACCACUGAGCCACAGCCCUCAGCAGCUCAGCCCCACGGCUUUGGCAUCCCUCCAGGGCUGGGCACUGCCCCAGCUCCCUGGGCAGCCUGGCACAGGGCUGACACCCCUCUCAGGGACACAGUUCUGCCUCAGCUCCAGCCUCAACCUCCCCUGGGGCAACUGCAGCCCCUUUCCCCUUGUCCAUCAUUCAUGACUUGGGAGAAGAGCCCAACUCCUCUUGCUACACUCUCUUGUCAGGGAGUUGCAGAGUGAUCAGGUCUCCUCUGAGCCUCCUUUUCUCCAGGCUAAAUCUUUGCCUCAAGUACCCUCAUUUAGCCCAGAGCUUCCCAGUGCAUCUUCUCCUCUCCUUGCAGCCCCUCAGUGUCCCUGUGGCAGGGAGUGAGGGGCCCAGCACUGAGCACAGCCCUCCAGACAUGGCUUAAAGAACCAGGCAUGCCCAGCUCACAGCCUUCUCUGAUGAAGCAGAGCCAGGGAACUUGCCAUUUGCUCCCUUCCCAUCGCCAGGGCUCGUUCAGGGGAGCAAGAAGCAAGCUGCAAGGGCAGAGUGGAGCACAUCCCAUGCACCAUUCAUGUAUGUUGAUGCAGUCCCUGUAACCUCCUUUGGAGCAGUCUCCUUUUUUUCUCCUUUUAUCUUUUCACUCUCCUUUUCUUUCUCCUGUUCCCCACUCCCUUCCCACCAGACAUCCUCCAGGAAUGCAAAGGAAUGAGCAAGGGAGGCUCUGUUUCUCCAUUGCACUCAGGUAACUACUUCUCAAUGCCUAUCUCAGCAGCAUUUACAAGAGACCUUUGACAAUGCUUUGUGUUCCUUGGCAGAGGGCCCUGUGCAAGCCUGAGGCUCAGGAGGAUCAUCAUCCCCUUUGCUCUGGAGGUGAAACGCUCUUUGCUUUACUAAAGCAGUGACAGCUUCUCUGAAACACUCUUGCAAUGCUGAGGUCUACAGGGGGAAAAUGCCAUUGAGGGGAUGAUGUUUGGGAGUUAGUUACACUUGCAGACAUAAAGCACCAGCUUCUGCUUCUUACUCAUCUGUUCUCUCUUCCCCUCAUUUUAAAACCAGGCUGACAUGACAAAGUCAGAAGCAAAACCACCAUCAGUGCCAUCCUUGAUCACACCCCCUUUUCUCUUCUGGGCUGAAGCUCUGGACUAAGUCACUGCCUUCAGUGGCUUUCCCAUGCUGGUUAUAGGGCUCUGUGCUGUGCUAAAGGUGUUCCAAACCUCCCUCCAUCCAAUGCACCUGCAAAUGGGGCAGGGUCUGGAUGCAGAGGGACUGGGAGGU